AUGAGACUGAGGGGAGCUGCCAGGGUUUGGAGGACACGGCUGAGUUUAGGCUGGAAGCUGCGAGACUAGAUUCCCCCCCUUUCCUCCUUUUUCCCUUUAUUUUUUAUUUAUUUAAUUUGGUUUUUUUUGGCACAACUUCCCUAGUUUCCCCCCCUCCCGCCUCCGCUCCGCUCAGUUUCGCUCUAUGGACAGAUCAGCAAACCUGGACACGGAGGAGCUCAAGAUGGAUGGAAAGUGGAUAAUUAUAAGUGAGGAAGUCAGAAGACCUGGUGCUAUGACACGAGAGCAGUAUAUAUUAGCAACACAACAGAACAGCCUUCCAAGGACCGAACAUCCUCAGUUCUACCCAGUAGGGAUUUAUGGAUGGCGAAAGAGGUGCUUAUACUUCUUUGUCCUUCUGCUGUUGGUUACCAUGAUUGUUAACUUAGCAAUGACAAUAUGGAUUUUGAAGGUUAUGAAUUUCACAGUGGAUGGAAUGGGAAAUUUGAGAGUCACUAAAAAAGGAAUACGACUCGAAGGAAUAUCUGAAUUUCUACUUCCACUAUACGUGAAAGAAAUCCAUUCCCGAAAGGAUAGCCCACUGGUCUUACAGUCUGACAGAAAUGUAACAGUGAAUGCAAGGAAUCACAUGGGACAGUUAACUGGACAACUGACAGUAGGAGCUGAUGCUGUAGAGGCCCAGUGUAAGAGAUUUGAAGUGAGGGCAAGUGAAGGUGGAAAAGUGUUGUUUUCUGCGGAUGAAGAUGAGAUUGUCAUUGGAGCCGACAGACUGAGAGUCACAGGCACGGAAGGGGCAGUGUUUGGGCACUCUGUGGAGACACCCCAUAUCAGAGCAGAACCUUCCCAAGAUCUCAAACUUGAAUCCCCUACAAGAUCUUUGGUGAUGGAAGCACCCAGGGGAGUGCAAGUCAAUGCAGCUGCAGGAGACUUAAAGGCUACCUGUAGGAAAGAACUGCACUUACAGUCCACAGAAGGGGAGAUAUUUUUAAACGCAGAUACGAUCCGUCUGGGAAAUCUACCAGUGGGUUCCUUUUCCUCUCCUCCUCUUCCUCCUCCUGCCUCCUCUCCCAGCUCUUCAGCUCCUCGCCAGACUAUCUAUGAGCUCUGCGUCUGUCCCAAUGGUAAACUUUACCUGUCCCCAGCAGGAGCAGGCUCCACAUGUCAAUCCAGUAGCAACAUCUGCUUGUGGAGCUAGAAUGACUCCAGUUUUCUCCUCACACAGAAUAGCCUUUUGUUACUAUCCCUCUGCUUCACAGUUCUGCUCGGUUUCCUUGUGACAAGUUCGACGCUUCAAACGGCCUGCAGAGCAACUUCUUCCAGUGUAAGCAGGAAUACGGCGCUGCCUUCUCUUGUGGUUCGUGUUGCCACCCAACGUAGAGACGGGAGUGAGAUAUUCAGAAAUCAAUGUAUUCUUCAUCAGGAAACCUGGAACAUAAUAUCACCUUUUGUCCAAAAGGGAGAAUAACACAGGUGCCUUUGCUACAUGAAGUGAAGCACAUAGUUUUAGAUUUUUGCAGGACCUGGAUAUGAACUGCACAUAUAUAUAUAUAUAUAUAUAUACAGUACAUAAACAAAUUUGCCCAGAAUCUGACGGUGAGACGAAUUGGUUCCCCCUGUAUGAUAAAUAACUUCACUGUCUGAAAGCACAAUUUUCCAUUCAUCUUUUUGGAUGUAAACUUUUAUCCCGGAAUUUUAAAAUUUUGAAGCAUUGUGUGAUGCUUGCUUUACUAAACAAUUAAAUUCAGUAAAUGGUUUUUAACACAAAAAGAGACAGAAUCCCUCCCUGAGUUUGGUUUCUUUCAAAGCGUGUUGUUACUCUUUGUCUACUAAGUCUAGGGUUUUGUACACUAGGUAAAUUUUGGAAGUGCUCAGCAAUAUUACCUUUCCGAGGUAAAAAGACAUCUGCUCUUGUUUGUCAGAUCUGAACGGCCUUACGUAGCAUUUUCGUGGCUACUGCACGCAAAGCGAUUGCUUUAAGUAGAACAGACGGUUUCUGGGAAAGAACAGGGUAAAGAGGGAAAUACCGAUGAUACGUUUGUUGAUCGGUGUGGUGCUCUCCACGAGGUAUUUAUAAUUGGCAAAUGCAAAAACAAGAGAAAAAUGUUCUAAAGGGCAUCUUGUCCACUUUCGAGCUGUGUCUGUCUGCUGCCAUUUGGACGCAGUACAAACUUUAGAACUGACGUGAUGUGUAAUGCUGAGCAGCAAUGCACUAACUGGUAUGACAUUCACAUUUAUUAUUCUCUUUUGUUUACCAUCUGCUGCUAAGGUUUUCAA
Molecule: messenger RNA, 2274 nt
Organism: Chroicocephalus ridibundus (black-headed gull)
Lineage: Eukaryota; Metazoa; Chordata; Aves; Charadriiformes; Laridae
Gene: SGCZ
Product: sarcoglycan zeta
Exons: 9
Coding region: 185-1195 (336 amino acids)
Biological process (GO): heart contraction; cardiac muscle tissue development
Cellular component (GO): sarcoglycan complex; sarcolemma
Source: RefSeq, a predicted model, not a curated record